AUGAAGGCUUCGACUAUUAUCUGCGCGCUUCUCCCCCUCGCUUUGGCGGUGCCCAAUGCGAAGCGGGCUUCGGGGUUCGUUUGGUUCGGGGCGAACGAGUCCGGCGCCGAGUUUGGAGAGACCAAGUUCCCUGGCGUGCUGGGGACGGAUUAUAUCUGGCCCAGUGCGUCGACGAUCAAGACUCUGCAUGAUGCGGGGAUGAACAUCUUCCGCGUGGCCUUCCGGAUGGAGAGGCUGAUCCCGAACACGAUGACGGGGACUCCUGAUGCGACGUACAUGAAUGAUCUCAAGGCGACUGUCAAUGCGAUUACGAGUCUGGGGGCGUAUGCGGUGAUUGAUCCCCAUAACUAUGGGAGAUAUUACGGCAAUAUCAUCUCAUCGACUGAUGACUUUGCUGCGUUCUGGAAGACCGUGGCUGCCCAAUUUGCGUCCAAUGACCAUGUCAUUUUCGACACCAACAACGAGUACCAUGACAUGGACCAGACCCUCGUUCUCAACCUCAACCAGGCCGCCAUUAAUGCCAUCCGUGCUGCCGGCGCCACCUCGCAGUACAUUUUUGUCGAGGGCAACUCGUGGUCCGGCGCGUGGACCUGGACUAAUGUCAACGACAACCUCAAGGCCCUCACCGACCCCCAGAAUAAGAUCGUCUACGAGAUGCACCAGUAUCUCGACUCAGACGGGUCCGGCACCUCGGCCACCUGCGUGAGCUCCACCAUCGGCCAGGAGCGCGUGCAGUCCGCCACGCAGUGGUUGAAGACCAAUGGUAAGAAAGGUUUCCUGGGCGAGUUCGCCGGGGGCGCCAACAGCGUGUGCGAGUCCGCUGUGACGGGCAUGCUUGACUACAUGUCUGCCAACUCGGAUGUGUGGAUGGGCGCUGAAUGGUGGGCAGCUGGCCCCUGGUGGGCGGAUUACGUAUUCAGCAUGGAGCCGCCGUCUGGCACUGGCUAUCUGAACUAUCUUUCGCUGUUGAAGCCGUACUUUGUCGGUGGUUCGGGUGGCACUCCCCCAACUACCACCACGACGACGACUACCACUACCAAGCCGUCUACGACCGCUACCACUGGUGGUAAUCCCGGCAGCACCGGAGUUGCACAGCACUGGGGUCAGUGUGGUGGAAUCGGAUGGUCUGGUCCAACCUCUUGCGCCAGCCCAUAUACCUGCCAGAAGCUGAACGACUACUACUCUCAAUGCCUGUAG
This is a messenger RNA of Aspergillus viridinutans, 1197 nucleotides long. It is a transcript of the gene egl2, whose product is annotated as putative endoglucanase. Gene Ontology annotation, molecular function: hydrolase activity, hydrolyzing O-glycosyl compounds; cellulose binding. Gene Ontology annotation, biological process: glucan catabolic process. The transcript has 5 exons. The coding region runs from base 1 to 1197 and encodes 398 amino acids. The record is from RefSeq and is a predicted model, not a curated record. Lineage: Eukaryota; Fungi; Ascomycota; Eurotiomycetes; Eurotiales; Aspergillaceae. Gene Ontology annotation, cellular component: extracellular region.